Messenger RNA from Saxophila tyrrhenica, 1782 nucleotides. It is a transcript of the gene URA9, whose product is annotated as Dihydroorotate dehydrogenase (quinone), mitochondrial. The transcript has a single exon. The record is from RefSeq and is a predicted model, not a curated record. Gene Ontology annotation, biological process: 'de novo' pyrimidine nucleobase biosynthetic process; pyrimidine ribonucleotide biosynthetic process. Gene Ontology annotation, cellular component: cytoplasm; mitochondrial inner membrane. Gene Ontology annotation, molecular function: dihydroorotate dehydrogenase activity. The coding region runs from base 1 to 1782 and encodes 593 amino acids. NCBI's taxonomy places the organism in Eukaryota, Fungi, Ascomycota, Dothideomycetes, Mycosphaerellales, Extremaceae.
AUGCAAGGGACCAAGUCUCUUCUGGUCUCGUCCAGAGGACUUCUGAGGCCAGAGGGAGCCUUCAGCAGAGGUCAAUGGCGCACCAUCGAGCGCCAAUGGCAGCGCCAGCUCUCACAACAACCAACGCCGCGAAGACCUACCCCCCCUAAGCGCACACCCUCCCCUCGGUAUGCGUCCACCGCCGCCGCAGCACCGAGUAACAAGCUCCGAAAUGCCAUCUAUGGGACUGGACUGGUCCUCCUGACAGCCUUCGGCUACCUCUACAUCACCGACACACGCGCCAGCAUCCAUCAAUGGUUCGUGGUUCCUACGUUGCGACUGCUGCAUACCGAUCCAGAAGAGGCACAUCAUGCGGGUAUACGGUACAUCAAGGCACUCUACGACUUCAACCUACAUCCGCGGGAAAGAGGCAAGCAGGACACAGAACUUGGCGAUCUCAAAGUGGAAGUGUUCGGCCAUGUCCUCGACAAUCCUCUGGGCACGUCUGCAGGCAUAGACAAGGAUGCACAAAUACCGUCGCCAUUGUUUGCGCUCGGCCCGGCGAUUGUUGAAGUGGGUGGCGCGACACCUCAUCCACAAGUUGGCAACCCCAAGCCCAGAGUGUUUCGGAUACCAUCUCAGAACGCGCUCAUCAACCGGUAUGGGCUGAACUCAGAGGGGGCCGAGUACAUGGCCAUGCAACUGCGGGAGCGAGUACGGCAGUAUGCGUACGACAAUGGUCUAGGCCUGGAGCCGGAGAGUGAGCGACAGGUUCUAGGUGGUGAGGCGGGUGUUCCGCCUGGUAGUCUUGCGCCAGGACGCCUUCUUGCAGUUCAAGUUGCCAAGAACAAGUCGACACCAGACAACGACAUUGCUGCUAUCGCCAACGACUACGUCUUUUGCGUAGACCACCUGGCGAAAUACGCUGAUAUCUUGGUCGUCAAUGUCUCAUCACCCAAUACACCUGGACUCCGAGAUCUGCAGGCUACCGCACCUCUUACGACCAUCCUAUCUGCUGUCGUUGGUGCUGCGAAAAACUGCCCUGGACGGACAAAGCCAGCAGUCAUGGUCAAGGUGUCUCCAGACGAAGACAGCGAUGCACAAAUCGAAGGCAUCUGCUCCGCUGUGUGGGCCAGUGGUGUGGAUGGUGUCAUUGUUGGUAACACGACCAAGAAACGUCCGGACCCAGUUCCAGCGGGCUACGUUAUGCCUGCGAAGGAGGAGAAGAUCCUGACUGAAACUGGGGGCUACUCUGGUCCGCAAAUGUUCAACCGGACGCUGAAUCUGGUGCAGAAGUACCGGUACGGAUUAGAUCAGGGCCCGCCUGAAGAAUCGUCGUCGGAGCCCAUCAAAAGCGACUCGACCCCGCAGCCACCACCUCAGCUACCACCCGCAACAGCCUCCAGCGAUCUCUCUGCCGAUGCCAGCGCACAACGAGAUGUCCAACGAUUGAAGCCAAUGACACUCGAGGCCGAAGCGGAAAGCCAGCAACCUCUGCUUAAGAUACCUGAGCGACACUCGCCCAACUCAUCAGUCGAAGCUACUACCGGCACGACCACUCCCAUCCCUAGCUCAAAAUCAUCAAAGCCAGCGGCAUCAUCUUCGAGUCCCGAGCAGAAAGUCAUCUUCGCUACCGGCGGCAUCACGAAUGGCGAGCAGUGUCUGCAGAUCCUCAAUGCAGGCGCUAGUGUGUGUCAGGUCUACACGGCCAUGAUGUAUGGUGGGGUCGGCACGAUUACGAGGAUGAAGCAGGAGAUGAGAGAUGCGAUGAAGAGUCCUGCCAGAGCUGAGAAGAAUCCUUGA